This is a messenger RNA of Striga asiatica, 312 nucleotides long. Lineage: Eukaryota; Viridiplantae; Streptophyta; Magnoliopsida; Lamiales; Orobanchaceae. The record is from the annotation of a GenBank genome assembly.
AUGGCUUGUUCUGCGGCUCCAUCACAAGAUUCUCCAAGAUUAAUGCUGCCUUCCGGCAAACUUCUGGCACUGGAUGUGAUCCACGGCAGAGUAACUUAUUGCAGAGUAUCUCAAGAUUUUAGUAUAUAUAUCCAACCAUCUCUCACUGGCAAGUUUCGUCCGGCAGUCCAUAUUGACUUCUGCAAGACCUGCGGAGCAAAUGGCAGAAGAAAAGGCUCGUUAUCAGGGUUGAGUAUCAUGCGACCAAGUAAUUCAGCAGCCGCACAGUGCCAGUGCCUGACUGCAGACCCCAACAUUCCCAUAAUAGCCUGA